CCCUCCCGUCCGGAGAUGGGCGGCGAGGCUGCAGCCCCAUCGGGAAAGGGAGGGAGGCGUGUGGCCGGCAGAUCCGGGCGAGGAGGAGCGCAGGCCGCGAGGAGAGGGGCGGCUCUUCCCGCGGCAGAGGGUAGCUUCUUGGAAGGAAGGAAAAACAGGCGGGCUCGGGGAUUCCCGGGGAAGAAGGAAGGAACAACGAUGGCGGAACAGAGGGUUGUGGUACCCAAAGAAGCAGGAACUGAGAAUGAGGGUAGAGACCCUCUCAUUGUUCAGGUCAAGACCACGGGGGACUGCUUGACCAGCAACGGCCCAUCCUAUAUUAAUCUGCAGUCCCAGGAGGAAAUCCACCAAUGCUGGGACUUCCAUUUGCAGAAAUUCCUGAAAAGUGUGGCAGUGCUUCCCGCAACACUGCCUCCCUUGGAGGAAAAUGCCACAGAAUCGCAGGCCUCCACGGGGAGAGACAAGGAGAAUCCGCAGCAAGAGAUUUCUGGGUGGUCCAGAGGGGAAUCCGUGCUCCAAAGAGAUCCGAACAUCAGUGCAAAAGCUUGGACGGGCAGGGAAAAGCUGGAUUUCUGCAUGAAGGUGAAGGUGAAAGAGACUUUGAAGGAAGUUGACCUCGGGAGCCAGUGGCCCCUGCAGCUCAGGCAGUUCGGUCCUCAGGAUGCUGAGCAGCACCAGGAGAUGUCUUCAAAGAGAAAGAGCUCCGGUACAACCGAAGGAAGUAAAAAGAAGCAAAGGAAAGUCAUCAGCCUCAAUUUGAAGAUGAAGAUCAUAAAAGCCUACGAGGCUGGGAAGAAAGUGACUAAUAUAGCUCAAGAGGAAGGCCUGGCCCACUCCACCAUCUCCGCCAUUUUGAAGGACAAGGAACGGAUCAAAGAGGCCACGAAAGGAUCAUCGGGAAUGACCACGAGCAUAAUAAGGAAACAAAAACACCUUGUCCACGAAAUGGAAAAACUCCUCAUCCUCUGGAUCGAAGAUCAGAUACAGAAGAGGCUUCCAGUGAGCCUUUUCCUCAUUCAGAAUAAAGCACGCAGCAUUUUCUCGACGCUGAAAGAACGAGCAGGCGAGGAAUGCACCGAAACAUUCACGGCCAGCCGUGGCUGGUUUAUGCGAUUCCAGCUAAGAUUUCAUUACCAGAAAACACAAAGAUUAGGUAAAGCUGACAAAGAAGCUGGCAAACACUUUCCGGAUGAACUUGAUAAUGUUGUAGCAGAAGGGAACUAUUUCGCUGAACAGAUAUUCAGAGUGGACGAAACUGGAUUGUAUUGGAAAAGAAUGCCAGAGCGGACCUACAUACACAGAGAAGCCCAAGCAAUGCCUGGGUGCAAAGCAUUUAAGGAUAGAGUAACCUUACUAUUGGGUGGAAACGUCGCCGGAUUCAAGCUGACGCCAUUCCUGAUCCUCAAAUCAGAUCACGCCUGUAUGUUCGAAAACAUAAGCAAGGACACACUGCCCGUUUAUUACCGGUUUGAUUGUAAGGCCUGGAUGACGCAUGUCCUCUUUGAGGAUUGGUUUACGAAUUGUUUCAUACCUCAAGUAAAGGAAUAUUGUUGGCAAGAGGGAAUAACGUUUAAAAUUCUGCUGCUCCUAGACAAAGCACCUGGACACCCCCUGCAUCUCGACAGUCUCCACCCUAAUAUAAAGGUAGUUUAUCUACCCCAAAAUACCACCACUCUCGUACAGCCGGUGGGCCAGGGAGCUAUCUCAGCAUUCAAGGCCUACUAUUUGCAUGCAGUGUUUGCCAACGCCUUCGCCGCAGUGGACGACGAAAAGCUAACACUGAGCGAGUUUUGGAAAAGCUACAAUAUUCUGCAUUGUAUCGAAAACAUUGUAGCAGCUUGGCAGGACGUUAAUGUGAAAUGCAUGCAAGGGUUUUGGAGAAAGUGCUUGAAAUGUUUUCCUCUCCUUGUCAAUAAUUCGGUAGGAUUUGACCAAAACCAAAAUGUGGACGAAAUAAAUAAGAAAAUUUUGACACUCGCAAAUUUCCUUGAUUUAGAGGUCGAUGCUAAAGAGGUAAAAAAAUGGAUAGCUUAUGCGGAGGGAGAGCUUUCGAACGAAGAGUUAAUUGAACUGAAAGAAGAACUGGAAGCCCAAAAGGUGGUGGAAGAAGAGGUAGAGAAAGAAAAAGUAGAAAAAGAAAAAGUAGAAAAAGAAAAAGUAGAAAAAGAAAAAGAAAAAGAGAAAGUUGUCGAAAUUCAGCCCAAAACGUUCAGUCUGAAAAGAUUGGCUGGUGUUUUUUCGGGUGUUAACAAAGUUUUAUCAGAAUUGAAACGUAUGGAUCCAGACGUAGAACGUUUUAGUAAGGUACAUUGGGAAAUGAGUGAAAUCUUAAAAUGUUACCGUGAAAUAUAUGAAGGGAAAAAGAAAGAAAGGAAUAGUAAAGAAACCAAACAGAGGGACUUCCGGAAGGAAGUUACUCCUUCUCCAGCUCCACUUCCCUUCCUUUCGCCCAUCCCGUCUACAGGAAUACAACACCAGGAGGAUCCACAGCCGUCAACCAGCUAUGCCAGCCGAUUCGCUCAUCCUGAAAACGCAGAAAACUAUGAAUAUUUUCAAGGAUUUAUAUCCAAUUUUAUGUACGCAGGAGCCCCAAAGGAUACAGUACAAAAAUCUCCCAAAUUGGAAGAAGAGACCUUUGAGAUACGGAAAGUAAAGAUUCCCCUGGACAUAAAGCAAGAGAUUGAUGGAGAGGCCAAUUCACCAGAAUAUGACAUAUGACAGAUACACAAGAAGAAGACCUUAUGGGAAGAUAAAGUGGGAAGAUCUGAAGAAAUUGACAUUUGCAAGCAUUAGGAAUGAGUCAAAAGAUUAUUUUUCUGGGGUCCGAGAUUAUAGGAAAGCCAAUAAAUCCAGUGGGAGCACAAAGGCACUCAUGAAAGAAAAGCCAGUUCUUUCCUGUCUGACGAAGGUGAUCAAAACAUAAAUGAAGCCAAUUUUCAGUUUGGGGAAAAAGGCCGGAAUUAAAGAGGAGCCAGCAAUGUUGUGCAACCAUCCAUGUUCCAGAUACUCCACAUGUGCAACCAAAGGAUAACCUGAAUAAAUAUCCCUGUGAGAAAAUUCACAGCAAAUCUUCUUUUAUUCAACAGGGGAGCACACUCCCACAGCAAGAGAAAACUACAUUUGCUCAGAGCGUGGGGAAUUUUGCUUGGAAGAAAAAAGCUUAUGAAGCCCACACGAAUCCACACAGUAGAGAAGUCAUAAAUGUUCAAAUUGCAGCAGUGCAAAAUCUGAUUAAACAUAAGAAAUCCCAUGUAGGAGAAAAGCCAUACAAAUGCAGUGAACAUGGAAACGCUUCUGAGGGAAAAGGGGAUUCUAGUCAACCUCCUGAGCAUAUACAGAAGAGAAAAGCCACAUAAACACUCUCUGACUGUGGCAAAAGCUGCAUUGGUCAAGAAACUGUCAUCAAACAUGAGAGGGCCCAUAACAGAAGAGAAGUCGCAUGAAUCCAACUUGGUGAUCCACUUAACAGGUUCAUACAAUCACACAAAUGCUCAGUGCGUGGAAAAGUUUCUGUAGUUUUUCCAUGUUUCAUAAACACACGAAAAUCUAUCUGUGAAGAACAUCCUAGACAGCCAGGGUUGCUGUUCAGAAUGACGUAACAUGCAGUUUCAGAAAGACGAUAUUAGUAGACAAUUGAGAGUCGAACACAAAGGGGCAUUUGGUGGUUUUUAAAAAUAAGGACACAUUAAAAUGUUUUUAAAAC
Pantherophis guttatus is the source of this 3703-nucleotide messenger RNA. The record is from RefSeq and is a predicted model, not a curated record. Lineage: Eukaryota; Metazoa; Chordata; Lepidosauria; Squamata; Colubridae.